GGCGCCCGAAAACGCUUCGGAAAAAGGCAUCGGGGGCAGCGCGCGUUCGUGUCGCCCAUUGUUAUCCUCGUCGCGUGUAAUGGCUACCGUAGAGUUUGUUGACGGUGCUCGGUCUGUUUCUUCGCGCAUCGGCCUAUCCUGAGCCACGGUACACGACGACGUGGACGAACACGAGGGAAAUAAAAGGGAGAAGUGCUGAACGCCGAGGUACCGCCAAUUUUAUGCAACCGAGAAACCCGCGCUUCGUAUACCAGUCGCCGCAGCCGCCACCGCGCUUGGACGACAUGAUCUGCGCGGGUCAACGCUGCUCGUUGACAAGCGUGUAACUGAAAACUGAUUUCGCGGCAUCGACGAAAAGUAAGAUCGCAGCGGCUUUGUGAUUAGUGUUAAUUUUAGCGGGAUCUAAGAUAUUAAGAAGGUGCAACAAAGCACUAAAUCGAUCGCCAUUGAUUUUCUACCGCGACCACGGCCCAACCGACACGAGGAACUUGUUCUCGGAUGUUGUAUAGGACGAAAUACUUAAAUCAGUUAUUAAGGUAUCACGAUCGUCAGGAAUAGUGUGACCAGUUGCGCGGUAUUCCGCGCCGGAAUCAUGGCAACUAAAAGAUCAUCCGUUUGGCACCCAGACAUGUAACCCGCGGCGCCCGUGUAGACUAUCACAUGGAGGGAGAAUGCUUCACGCUUAUCUAGAUGUAUCGGACUCGGUCGUAUUUCUGUGUAACGAAUGCCUACUGAUUGUGCAGGGUCAAAGGCAACACAUCAAUGGCCCUAGAAUCAAAUGGCAACAACGUGGUGUGGUUGAACACAACCCGUCCUGAUCAAAUACAACAGAGCCAACCAAUUGAGCAGCCAGUGAAGUGUUCCAUGUUUACUCAAACCGAGCAAACCAAUAGUUUUACUCAAACGGAGCAGAGCAAUUCAAGCUACGGCGAUCAGAGACAGCAGCAAGCAGCCAUGUUUGACCCGCAACAAAUACAGCAGCAACAAGCUGCUCAGGGUCAACAAUCACAGCAGCAGCAGUCUCAGCAAAUGUAUGUCACAACAGACAAGAAAGAGGACAAAUCUCAGCAGCAAUCAGCAACUGCAGAGUUCCCUUUCUAUUACAAUGUCAACAUGCUCCAGAAGGUUCAAACAAACGCGGUGAGCACGAUCGGUGCGAUCACAACCGACGACAAGGGUUGUUAUCGCUUUGAUGUGCAACCUGUCGGUUAUAACACAUUAUUGAAUCAGAUGAGUAUUGCGGCUGCCACCAAUGCGACCUUCAAAUGUGACAUUUGUGGUUUGGUCUUUGGGCACAUGAGCUUGCUGAAUCAUCAUAAACGGAUUCAUAAUACAACACCUAGUAAUCUUCAGCAACAACCGCAACAAGUUGUUGUACAAGCACCUACAACAGUUACUGUUGCAACAACUCCAGAAAGACCGUAUACCUGUGAUGUGUGUGGAGCAUGCUUUGCAUUACCAGGAGAAUUGAAGAGCCAUAAGACAAAUAUGCAUCAGAAACCAAAGGUGCAAAUUUGUGAAGAUUGUGGUAGCGAGGACCCCUGUGAACAUCAUCCUACUAAAAUUAAAAAGACUAUCAAACCCGGUCAUCAUCCUGUGAAACGAAGGGGUGUUACCAGUGUUACUAAAUGUCAUAAGUGUAAUGGCACAGGAAUCAUUUUUAUUGGUAAACACGACGAAAAACUAGAUUCUGGAAUCAGUUCCCUCGCAAAGUGUGGCGGCUGCAAGGCAACAGGCCGCAUCAUCAUAGGAAGCGGUAAACAGAACAGUCAAAACCAGGCAGAAAAACCGUUUCAUUGCAACGUCUGUGAUGGAACAUUCUCCAGAUAUUCGUCGCUUUGGUCCCACAAAAGACUUCAUUCUGGAGACAAACCUUUCAAAUGUGAAGUUUGUGGUUUAGCUUUUGCAAAAGCUGCUUAUCUAAAAAAUCAUGGACGGGUGCACACUGGUGAGAAGCCGUUUAAAUGCGGUGUAUGUGGUAUGCAAUUUUCGCAAAGUCCUCAUUUAAAAAAUCACGAGAGAAUUCAUUCUGGUGAACGUCCGUAUCAGUGUGAAGUGUGUGAAAAAACAUUUGCUAGACAUUCAACCCUUUGGAAUCAUAGAAGAAUUCACACCGGUGAAAAACCUUAUAGAUGUAAUAUAUGCGGUUCGGCCUUUAAUCAAGCUACACAUCUGAAAAAUCAUGCGAAAGUCCAUACUGGUGAAAAGCCGCACAGAUGUGAUAUAUGCGAGAUCGGAUUUUCCGAUCGUUUUGCAUUAAAGCGUCAUCGUGCAAUCCACGAAAAGUACGGGCAAACGGCCCGGAAUCAGAAUGCAAAUAAUCCGAGUAACGCACAGCAAGCGAACGCGAGUAAUCAACAACAGCAGCAACAGCAACAGCAGCAGCAGCAGCCCCAACAAGCACAGCAAGGCCAACAGGUUGUCGUGGUGAACACCACGACUCCUGUUACCGUCAGCCAAGGGCAAGGGCAAGCGGUAAUGCUCGAAGAAGUCUACAAGUGUCAGGUGACCUUCCCAGAGCCUAAAUGAUUCAGCUAGAGAAUACCUUUCAGGAGCUGGUAAAGGGGUUAAUUUUUUAACCCUUUUAAGAGGAAAAAAGAUACGCUAAUUAACAAUUGAGAAUGCGAUACACGUGCGUGGAAACGUUAUAAAUGUUGUUAAGAGAGACGUGGACAACAUUUCAGCAAGAGACAAGAUUCCAGAGUGAUUGGCAGCACGCUUCCCGUGCAGAUUCGGAUUCUGUGGGAGGAUAUUUGGUGACAGUCGGAUAUAAACGCAUUGAAAUAAUAAUGAAAUGAAUAUAUCAAAAUGGGGGAAAAAAGAUAACAAAGACUCGGCGAUAUUUUACGCGAGUGAGUAAUUUUCAUAUUAAAAAGAAAAACGUGACUCGGAAGAGUACGGCUCGUAAAAUAAUCGAAACGCUCUCCCGACCACGGUUAAGUAGUCAUGAAAGGUCUUUUGUGAAUGAAUACGAAAACGAUAUGAAAGGAUGGAAAAAGGAACUAAUAAUAACAAAUCUACUUUAUAUUUUCUCACUCGAGAUAAGCGCAUUAACUAGAAAUGUUUGACAUCAGGUUGAAUAACAAUUUCGUUCGUUCCGACGGUAUUGUAGUUACUUUCCAAUUCAUUUACAAAAAUCGAAUUGCAGAUAUUAGAUUCUUUUUUUUUUUUUUUUUUUUUUUUUGUUUCUUUUAUCUUUUAUUUACGUGGCUCGUCCGCCCCUCGCUCUACACGGAAUUUAAUAAAAAAAAUUUAUUGUAGUAAACGUAUUAUAUCGAGGUUUCAUGACUCAUUGAACGAUAAUAUGUGAUAGCUUUGACUAAAUCUUGGCUAGGCAGGAAGCGCGGUAACCUGAUCGCUUUGCCUGAUACUGGCAAUUUGUGCGUGCUGUGCAUAUUUACCAGCUGCAUGGAAAAUGUUUUCAAGCGAAAUCGAUACGCGAACGGCAAAUAAUAAUGUGCCUGAAGGAAUAUGAAAAGCAUUCGUUUGAAAACGCCUGAACCUCGGCCCUUUCUAAUAAUUUAAGUAGAGAAAAAGUAAAGAAAAGAACACAAUGACGAGACAGUAAUGGAAUGGAAUAUUGUUUUGAUCUAGCGAAUAAUUAAUUUGCCCGUCUCCUGUGUCCUUUUUAUAUUCAUUGAAAUUAAUCAUCGAAUUUAAUCAAUGGGAGAGAAGAAAAACGAGAAAAAUAAAAAUACAGAUCAUUAUAAAUAAAAGAAACUAUCAUCUUUAUACGCGCGUCUCUACGUUGAAACGGAAGUCGUGGUGCGGAUAUCGCAGAUUUGAGCGAGCCCUCUUCCGUCCAGUCAUUCGGGAUCACAAUAAAAAGAAUUGCGUUUAUUGCAAUGACAACGACCACGAUUAAAAGAAAAAAAAAAGAAAAAGAAAAAAUGACGGCAGGAGUAUAUCGCCACGCGAGGAAGAAUUUCUAUCUCACUUGGAGCUGCAAUAAUAGUAGUGAAUAUCGACCGGCAGACUAAUCUGUUUUAUAAUUUUAAGGCCGUGAACUAUAAUGGAUAUCAGUUACUAAAAAAGAAAAAAAAAA
Messenger RNA from Osmia lignaria (orchard mason bee), 4045 nucleotides. The record is from RefSeq and is a predicted model, not a curated record. NCBI's taxonomy places the organism in Eukaryota, Metazoa, Arthropoda, Insecta, Hymenoptera, Megachilidae.